ACAUCGAAAAUGAAAGCUGAUGUGUCUUUCGGGCUGCGGAUGACCUGAGCAUGAGCUGAUGAGCAUAAGCUGAUGUGAAGACGAAAACUGGUGAUGGCGAAGAAAAUUACUGUCUUGUGAGAAUUUGAGCUGCUGGGCUAGGAGUUUUGUAUCUGCUGGAGUUCUAGGACCACCUGGUUCAGCUUCGAAGACUUCGAAGAGCGCCUUCGUAGUCAAGAAGCCACAGUCCCUGUGGAUGUUGACGCUGUGAAUUAUUGUCAGUGAACUCAGGAAGUCUCGAAGCUGAAAAUAAUUGCUCAUUGGCGACACCAUGAAGGUCUCAGUCGCGUGGCGGUCCGCGCUCCUGCUUCUGUGCAUGUGCGUGUGUGCACUGGCGGGGAAAGACUACUACAGUAUCCUGGGCGUGAAGAGAACGGCCACGACAAAGGAGAUCAAGCGGGCGUACCGCAAGCUGGCUCUCAAGUACCACCCUGAUCACAACCAGGGCGACAAAACUGCUGAAAACAAAUUCCAGGAGCUGGGCACAGCUUACGAAGCCCUGAGUGACGACGAAAAGCGUCAGAUCUACGACAGAGAGGGAGAGGAAGGCCUGCAGAAGCGACAGAACCAGGGCGGCGGCGGCGACCCGUUCAGCAGCUUCUUCGGCGGCUUUGGGUUCGGUUUCCAGGGUAACCAGGGCAACGGCGAGCGACCGCGGGGCGCUGACGUCACCAGCAUCAUCGAGGUCACCUUGGAGGAAAUCUACAACGGAGAGUUUGUGGAGGUUGUGCGCAACAAACCUGUGACGAAAGAGGCACCCGGCAAGCGGCGGUGCAACUGCCGCAUGGAGAUGAAGACGCAGAUGAUGGGCGGUGGCCAAUUCCAGAUGUUCCAGGAGGAAGUGUGCGACAAGUGUGCCAACAAGAAGUUCGUCACCGAGGAGCGGCGCCUGGAGAUCGAGAUCGAAGUCGGCGUACGGCACGAUCACGUGUACAAGUUCAGCGGUGAGGGAGAGCCGCACAUCGACGGAGACCCGGGCGACCUGCACUUCAAGAUCCACGAGCUGAAGCACCGCACGUUUGAGCGGCGCGGCGACGACCUGUACACAAACAUCACGAUCACGCUGCAGGAGUCUCUCAGCGGCUUUCGCAGCGAGAUCACUCACCUGGACGGGCACACGGUGGUCGUCGAGCGUAAGGCGGUCACGGCGUACGGCCUGGUAAUCCGCAAGCCCGGCGAGGGCAUGCCCCACCACGACGACAACAAUCGACGCGGCGAUCUGUACAUAACCGUCGACGUGGACUUCCCCAAGAUGGAGCUUUCUGACGAGCAGCGCGAGCUUAUCUCCAGCAUUCUGAACCAGAAGCCAAAAGGUGCUUUCUACAAUGGCCUACAGCCCAAUGGUAAAGCAUAGGGCUUUGUUGUGAGUGAGUUCUGAUCAAUACUGAUUCUGCUCAGCCAUGCUACGUUUGAAGAUGGUCUCGUGCCAUCACCUCCCUUCCGUGAAGGAGUAUCGAUCCCGGAAGUUGUAUCCUUGCGGUGGGGUUCUGCACUGCAGUGGAGACGCGUCCUUCCGUCGUCCCUCUUCUGCAUGCACGCAUACACAGGUCUGUGUGUGUGUCUCUCUAGCUUGCAGCCUGUCUUCGUCGGUGGACUGCUCGAUCUGCUACUAAACUGAACUUGCUACUAGCUCCAUUCAACAUAAUUAUUAUGAUCCGUGCUGGUAUUGCGGACUUGAGUACUGACUGAUCUUUUGAGAGCUGCUCGCUGUAGUGAAACGUUCACAAAGCCAUAUUCUUUUAUCGCUGCCUCUCUUUGCAAGAGUAUUUAUAACAAAUUCCCCUUAGCGUAACCAAACCCUACUGGCUUCAGUGCAUUUCGUGUGUACGCAGGUGUGUGUGUGUGUACGCAGGUGUACAUGUAUUUUGCAUACAAUCAAGAGUGUGAGCUCCUCUAUGGGUGCUGUCCCGACAGAA
Sycon ciliatum is the source of this 1955-nucleotide messenger RNA. RefSeq names its product dnaJ homolog subfamily B member 11-like. The record is from RefSeq and is a predicted model, not a curated record. The transcript has a single exon. Gene Ontology annotation, cellular component: endoplasmic reticulum. NCBI's taxonomy places the organism in Eukaryota, Metazoa, Porifera, Calcarea, Leucosolenida, Sycettidae. Gene Ontology annotation, molecular function: misfolded protein binding. The coding region runs from base 311 to 1393 and encodes 360 amino acids. Gene Ontology annotation, biological process: protein maturation; protein folding.